This is a messenger RNA of Sphaerodactylus townsendi, 11715 nucleotides long. It is a transcript of the gene PLXNA1, whose product is annotated as plexin A1. Gene Ontology annotation, biological process: positive regulation of axonogenesis; negative regulation of cell adhesion; regulation of cell shape. Gene Ontology annotation, molecular function: semaphorin receptor activity; protein binding. Gene Ontology annotation, cellular component: semaphorin receptor complex. NCBI's taxonomy places the organism in Eukaryota, Metazoa, Chordata, Lepidosauria, Squamata, Sphaerodactylidae. The record is from RefSeq and is a predicted model, not a curated record.
CCCCCUUCGAAUGCGUGUCUCCGUCUGUCUCCCUGGGAAGUCAGAUCGAGGCUGGAGUUCCAUUGGAACCCUGCGCUGCAUUCCAUUCCAUUCAUGCUGGGCAGUGGCAGCAGCAGCCACCGAAAAGCGAGCGAGGCGCGGAGCCCUGAGUUGCAACGGGGGGGUUGUUUAAGUACGGAGUGUAAUUAUGGCAGGGACAUCCGAAGCAAGCUUCGAUGCAAGCUGGCUGAGUAGAAUGUCAGUCCCCACGAUGUCCUGAAUGUGGAGAGCGGUGGAAGAAGAGGAGACUGAUCCACUAAUCACUUUUCUCCGCUGCCUUUGGUUUGCUUCUGUUUAUUUUGCGGGGAGGUCGAUGCCCAGCCAUUGCUGGAUGUGACGCUUCCACCAUGUGGCUCCUCAGGCUCAAGUACCAUUUGUCAGUCAGCAUCUGGACUCUGCUGCUUCUGGGGAGUGCCUGGCUGCCCUUAGCAGAAGGCACCCCCAAGUCCUCCUCUCCCUUUAGGACUUUCCAGGUCACAGACUGGAGUUUGACACACUUGGUGGUCCACAAUAAAACUGGGGAGGUGUAUGUAGGUGCUAUCAACCGGAUCUAUAAGCUUGCCAACAACCUCACACUGCUGCGCACUCACGUGACGGGGCCAGUGGAUGACAAUGAGAAGUGCUACCCACCCCCCAGCGUGCAGUCGUGCCCACACGGGCUGGUCAGCACCAACAAUGUCAACAAGUUGCUGCUGGUGGAUUACUCGGGGAACCGGCUGAUAGCCUGUGGCAGUGCUUCUCAGGGCAUCUGCCAGUUCCUGCGCUUGGAUGACCUCUUCAAGUUGGGUGAGCCCCACCACCGCAAGGAGCACUACCUCUCCAGCGUGAAUGAGUCGGGGACCAUGUCGGGCGUCAUCAUUGAAGUGCAGAAUGGGCAGAACAAGCUCUUCAUUGGCACGCCCAUUGAUGGCAAGUCAGAGUAUUUCCCUACCUUGUCCAGCCGCAAGCUGAUGGACAGCGAAGAGAAUGCAGAAAUGUUUGGCUUUGUCUAUCAGGAUGAGUUUGUCUCCUCUCAGCUCAAGAUCCCGUCAGACACACUCUCCAAGUUCCCCACAUUUGAUAUCUACUACAUCUACAGUUUCAGCAGCGAGCAAUUUGUCUACUACCUGACCUUGCAGUUGGACACCCAGCUUACCUCACCUGACUCUACCGGGGAGCAGUUCUUCACCUCCAAGGUCGUCCGGCUAUGUGUGGGUGACCCCAAAUUCUACUCGUAUGUGGAAUUCCCCAUUGGUUGUGUUCGAGAUGGCAUUGAAUACCGCCUGAUUCAAGACGCUUACCUCAGCAAGCCUGGGAAGGCACUGGCCAAGCAGCUGGGCAUCUCAGAACACGAGGAUAUCCUCUUCACAAUCUUCUCUCAGGGCCAGAAGAACAGGGUCAAGCCACCAAAGGAAUCUGUCCUUUGCCUCUUCACACUGAAGAAAAUCAAAGACAAGAUCAAGGAGCGCAUCCAGUCUUGCUACCGUGGGGAAGGGAAGCUCUCUUUGCCUUGGCUUUUGAACAAGGAAUUGGGCUGCAUAAACUCACCUCUGCAAAUCGAUGACAAUUUCUGUGGACAGGAUUUUAACCAACCAUUGGGUGGGACGGUCACCAUUGAAGGUGUGCCACUGUUUGUGGACAAGGAAGAUGGCAUGACAUCGGUAGCUGCUUAUGACUACCGCGGGCACACUGUUGUUUUUGCUGGAACGAGAAGAGGCAAGAUCAAAAAGAUCCUGGUAGACCCAGCCAAUCCCAUUGGACGUUCAGCAUUGCAGUAUGAGAACGUUGUGGCCCAUGAUGGUAGCCCCAUUCUGCGGGACUUGGUGCUCAGCCCUGAUCUUCAAUACCUCUAUGCCAUGACUGAAAAGCAGGUGACUCGAGUGCCCGUGGAGAGCUGUGAGCAAUAUACAACCUGUGCAUUGUGUCUGGGCUCCAGGGACCCUCACUGUGGCUGGUGUGUUUUACACAACAUCUGCUCACGGAAGGAUAGAUGUGAACGAGCUGAGGAGCCUCAGCGCUUUGCCUCGGAUCUGCGCCAGUGUGUCCAACUCUCUGUCCAGCCUAAGAACGUAUCAGUCACAAUGUCAGAAGUCCUGCUGGUUUUACAGGCCUGGAAUGUCCCUGAUCUCUCUGCUGGUGUGAACUGCUCUUUUGAAGAUUUUACAGAGUCAGAGAGUCGCAUUGAAAAUGGCAGGAUCUUCUGCAGCUCUCCUUCUACAAAGGAUGUCAUCCCUAUCACCAGGGGUCAAGGUGAUAAGCGAGUUGUGAAGCUCUACCUCAAAUCCAAGGAGACUGGGAAGAAGUUUGCAGCUGUGGAUUUUGUCUUUUACAACUGUAGUGUUCACCAAUCCUGCCUGUCUUGUGUGAAUGGGUCGUUCCCUUGCCACUGGUGUAAAUAUCGCCACAUAUGUACCCACAAUGCUGCUGACUGCUCUUUUCUGGAAGGACGUGUCAAGAUGUCUGAGGAUUGCCCACAGAUCCUUCCCUCUACCCAGAUAUAUAUCCCUGUGGGUGUAGUGAAACCCAUCACCCUGACAGCUAAAAAUUUACCACAGCCACAGUCAGGACAGCGCAAUUAUGAGUGCAUCUUCCACAUCCCUGGCAGUCCCACCCGUGUCACUGCUCUGCGCUUUAACAGCACCAGCAUCCAGUGCCAGAACACCUCGUAUUUCUAUGAAGGGAAUGACAUCAGUGACCUCCCGGUGAACCUUUCUGUGGUAUGGAAUGGAAACUUCAUCAUUGAUAAUCCACAGAACAUUCAGGCUCACCUGUACAAAUGCUCGGCUCUGCGUGAAAGCUGUGGGCUGUGCCUCAAGGCAGAUCCACGAUUUGAGUGUGGCUGGUGCGUUUCAGAAAAGCGAUGUUCCCUACGCCAACAUUGCCCUUCCCAUGAGAGCAGCUGGAUGCACACCAGCAGUGGCAACAGCCGCUGUGCCGACCCCAAAAUAAUCAAGCUGUUUCCUGAAACAGGCCCCCGGCAGGGGGGUACUCGUUUAACCAUCAUUGGGGAGAACCUGGGCCUGAAGUUUGAAGAUGUGCGCCUGGGAGUGCGCGUUGGGAAAGUGAUGUGCAUUCCCAUUGAGAGCGAAUACAUCAGUGCUGAGCAGAUUGUCUGUGAGAUUGGAGAUGCCAGCCCUAGCAAAAUUCAAGAUGCACCUGUGGAAGUCUGUGUAAGGGACUGUUCACCCAGCUACAAGGCCAUAGCCCCUAAAAGCUUCACCUUUGUGAAUCCCACAUUCUCACAAGUGGCACCAUCGCAGGGGCCUCUCUCUGGGGGCACCUGGAUUAGCAUAAAGGGAAAGCAUCUCAAUGCAGGAAGUGACAUCACAGUGAACGUCGGAGAUCAAACGUGUGCAUUUUCAUGGAGAAAUGCUGGCGAGAUCCGGUGUAAGACGCCACAUGGCAAGGUCCCAGGAGAAGCAUCCAUCUCCAUCCAUAUAAACCGAGCUCUACUUAGGAGUCCUGAAGUGGCAUACUACUACACUGAAGACCCUACCAUUCAGAAGAUAGAUCCUGAGUGGAGCAUCAACAGUGGUGGGACACUGCUGACGGUAACAGGCACCAACCUGGCCACAAUCAAGGAACCCAGGAUCCGAGCCAAGUAUGGCAGCGCUGAGAGGGAAAAUAACUGCACUGUCUACAAUGAUACCACCAUGGUGUGCUACGCUCCCUCUAUUGACAACCCAGUCCGGAGCCCCUCCGAGCUUGGUGACCGCCCAGAUGAGAUUGGUUUUGUCAUGGAUAAUGUCCAGGCCUUGCUGAUCAUCAACAAAACUAACUUUGUGUAUUACCCAGACCCUGUGUUUGAGUCUCUCCCUUCUGGCAUGUUAGAACUCAAGCCAAGCUCCCCACUCAUCCUUAAGGGUCGUAACCUGCUUCCUCCAGCAACUGGAAAUUCCCGUCUAAACUACACUGUGCUUAUUGGUGACACUCCCUGUGCCCUCACGGUUUCUGAGACCCAGCUCCUCUGCGAGUCACCAAACCUCACAGGACAGCACAAAGUGACGAUCAAGGCUGGAGGCUUUGAGUUCUCUCCGGGAACCCUGCAGAUCUACUCAGACAACUUGUUGACCCUCCCGGCCAUCAUUGGCAUUGGUGGCGGCGGGGGCCUUCUCUUGCUCAUCAUCAUCAUUGUCCUCAUUGCGUACAAGCGGAAGUCCCGAGAUGCUGAUCGCACCCUCAAACGUUUGCAGCUGCAGAUGGACAACCUGGAGUCCCGUGUGGCCUUGGAGUGCAAGGAAGCCUUUGCGGAGCUGCAGACUGAUAUUCAUGAGCUGACCAAUGACUUGGAUGGGGCGGGCAUCCCCUUCUUGGAUUAUCGCACCUAUGCCAUGAGGGUCCUCUUCCCAGGAAUAGAAGACCAUCCUGUUCUGAAGGAAAUGGAGGUCCAGGCCAAUGUAGAGAAAUCCUUGACCCUGUUUGGCCAGCUCUUGAACAAAAAACACUUCCUGCUGACCUUCAUUCGUACCCUUGAGGCCCAACGCAGCUUUUCCAUGAGGGACCGGGGCAACGUGGCCUCCUUAAUCAUGACAGCGCUACAGGGUGAGAUGGAGUAUGCCACCGGGGUGCUCAAGCAGCUUCUCUCUGACCUGAUUGAGAAGAACUUGGAAAGCAAGAACCAUCCAAAAUUACUCUUGAGGCGGACAGAGUCAGUGGCUGAGAAGAUGCUGACAAACUGGUUCACGUUCCUGCUGUACAAGUUCUUAAAGGAGUGUGCAGGUGAACCUCUGUUUAUGCUUUACUGUGCCAUCAAACAGCAGAUGGAGAAGGGGCCCAUUGACGCUAUCACAGGAGAAGCCCGCUAUUCCCUAAGUGAAGACAAACUCAUCCGUCAACAAAUUGACUACAAAAUGCUGGUUAACUGUGUGAACCCUGAGAGUAGAAAAUGCCCCAGGAUCCCAGUCAAAGUCCUGAACUGCGAUACCAUCACACAAGUGAAAGAGAAACUUCUGGAUGCUGUGUGCAAGGGGAGUCCCCCUGCACGCAUGAGACCCAAAGCAGGAGACAUGGAUCUGGAGUGGCAGGAGGACAGGAUAGCUCGGAUAAUACUACAGGAUGAAGAUGUAACCACCAAGAUGGAAACUAUUGACUGGAAAAGGCUCAACACCCUUGCCCAUUACCAGGUGACAGAUGGCUCCUGUGUAGCAUUGGUGCCCAAGCAGAAUUCGGCCUACAAUAUUUCCAACUCCUCCCGCCUUUUAAAGUCACUGCAAAGGAGGGAGAGUAUGCUCCGGACAGCCAGCAGCCCAGAUAGUCUCCGUUCCCGGACUCCCAUGAUCACCCCUGACCUGGAGAGCGGCACCAAGUUGUGGCAUCUGGUGAAAAAUCAUGAUCACAUGGAUCAAGCUUGAGAAGGUGAUGCGAGGGCAGCUCAAGAUGAAGUCUCAGAAAUCUACUUGACCCGACUGCUAGCCACCAAGGGGACCUUGCAGAAGUUUGUGGAUGACCUGUUUGAGACUAUCUUCAGCACCGCCCACCGAGGGAGUGCCUUGCCCCUGGCCAUCAAGUACAUGUUUGACUUCCUAGAUGAACAAGCUGAUAAGCACCAGAUCAAUGACCACGAUGUCAGGCAUACCUGGAAGAGUAAUUGUCUACCUCUGCGUUUUUGGGUGAAUGUGAUUAAGAAUUCCCAGUUUUGUUUGACAUUCCACAAGAGAACAAGUAUUACUGAUGCUUGCCUAUCAGUGGUGGCUCAGACAUUCAUGGACUCCUGCUCAACCUCUCUGAGCACAAACUGGGGAGAAGAUUCUCCCUCCAACAAGCUACUAUAUGCCAAAGACAUCCCCAAUUACAAAAACUGGAUUGAAAGAUAUUAUGCAGAUAUUGCUAAAAUGCACAGAGCAAUCAGCGAUCAAGACAUGAGCGCCUACCUAGCAGAACAGUCACGGUUACACCUGAGCCAGUUCAACAGCAUGAGUGCACUGCACGAGAUCUACUCUUACAUCACCAAGUACAAGGAUGAGAUUUUAUCUGCUUUAGAGAAGGAUGAACAGGCCCGAAGGCAGCGGCUCUUGAAUAAGUUGGAGCAGGCAAUUGACACAAUGGCCCUGAGUAGCUGAAAAGGCUGAAACGGUGCUGCAGACUUCCCUAGCACUGGAUACCAAGAUAGGGAGACGGAAGGCAUGGAGGUGCCCGGCAAGCAAGAAAGCAAGAAAAUCUUGGGGCCCAGCACCAAGCAAUGCACAGAGUCCGCUGCGUCUUGGAAGACUUUUACACAAACAGACUGUAAAAACUUAACCACCAUUAUCACAAACAAAAAUUGAACCUAUGUAGAGACUUUUUGAAAGGAGUGAUGUAGCGACGAAUCUGAAGGACCCUACGAGAUGCGCAAGGAAGGCCAGGGAAAAGAGCUCCAGCUCGGCUGCCAUUGCUCCCCAAGGCCUGUCCCAGAUCUGGCAGUGGAAGGUUGGGGACUGCACUAAAUGUCUACUAAGACGUUUUUACAUUAUGGUUUUCUGUGGAGGGUGGGUGGGGUAGGCUUACAAUUUUUUUCUCCUGUACUUGCUUCCCUGUCCCAUCUUGCCUGGAGAAAUCUUCUCUGUAUCUUCUCUUCCCUUCCCUUCUCUCUCUCUCUCUUUCUCUCUCUGGCCUUCUGCCUUUAGUGUUAACUGCUAUAUUUGCACAAUUUCCAAAAGCUAGAAAAAACAUUUUUUUAGUUUAAAAAAUGAUUUAAAAAUGUGGGGAGAGGGGCUUCUAAAUUUUCCACAACAAAGACGUUUGCCAGUUUUGUGGGCCUUUUUUUAACAUAAAUAAUAAAAGACCAUUGUUUGAUUGGGAUGAUAUUGGUGUAGGUGGGACCAACAGAAGAGUCCCCAGUAUCUUUGGUUCUUCCUAAGAUUUGCCCUGUGCCAUGUUUCAUUUGAAUGUUCUUUAGCACAGGCCAAAUACGCGCUCUCAUUUUUGAAUGCUGCUGAAGAGGCUGCUAAAGGUUUAGAUACAAGAAAGCAACAGGGUUAAAAAGAGUGAGGUGGCCACAUAUGGCAAGCCCCGGAGCCCAAGGGGAAGAGCCUCACUCGUCUGUUCACGGUUGCAACCCCAAUAAAUUACAUUGUGAAAAGGACAAACUUUCAGAACAGAAUGAGUUGUUCCUAUGAAUUUAAAAAGCUGAGCUGAGCAAUUUUGCAGAAGCUCGCUGGGUUCCUCCUCCCACUCGCACCCUUCCACUUACAGCUUAGCUUUUCUUCCAGAGGGAAUUUUCACCCUGGGGGACUUUCACACAAGGGAUUCCUACUCAAAGCAACAGCUGAGGCACAGAAAGCUGGACAGCCUAUUUGAGCCAGGUCUCGGUAUUGCCUCUUCUGUUGUGAAAGAAUGGUUCUUGAUAGCAGAUGCAGCAGCACAAGGUGGAGUCUGGGUCUCGCAGGAGGCCAGAAGAGUAGCUACUUCUACUGGCUCCCUAAGGUAGCCUUUGGUAGCAUUUGGGCCUAACCAGAAGGGCAUGUCUGAGAAAUCUUGGUCAGUCUCACUCCUAAGAGAUGAGAACUGAAUUUGUAAUUCGGCCUGGAGUUUAAGUUUGACACUGACAGAAUCACCAUGUGAGUUGCCCUAGUAGUUGUUUUUGCAGCUGGCAGUCCAUGUUCACCCAUCUUUUGAACAUAUUUACUUCUCACAUCAUCUUAAGUCCAUCCAAACACAGCUCGUUUCCAUUUCUUUUCUGAUAGCAAUAAAGACCCGAAUUCCAAAGUUGCUUGCAAUUUCACUGUACAGGGUCUCUUCUUGUAAGGCAAUCAGAGGCAAAUUUGACAAUUUUUUUCUUCCAAAUGUCUUUCAGUACCAUUCUUUUAAAAAAAUAAUCACAAGAAGCAAGAUCUAAGGCAAGAGGAAUUGUUAGGCGACAGAAACUCUGCCUGUAUCUCAUCUGCAGUAAACUGCACCAAUUAGAAAUUGUUUUGACAGCAGCUACAUCAAUGGAUUUGUUUGGGGUUAGGCAAAACAAAAAAAAUCAGAGGUGGUUGGAAGCAAGGAGAUACUGUGAUUCUGUCACUUUAAGGUAACAACUGAACUGGGUAUCUGCCUUUUUUUGUUCUGAUUGUUGGGGAGCAGCCAUGAUGUCCCGUCUCCCCCAACACCACCAUUGUAGGAACCUUUACAUUUUUCUGUGAUGCCAUGCACACACACACAAAAAGUCUAGAGCAGUGGUCCCCAACAUGGUUUUCCUGGUGUCCACCAAGUGAUAUUUGAGUGGGUGGGCCUGGUGGGACCCUUUCCCAGCAGAGCUUCUGAUUGGCCAUUGGAGAUCCAUUGACUGUGGAGAUUAAAACAGUGGUUUAGUGGCAGCUGCCACUACAGUGUUGAUUUUAUUCUAUCACCUCUCUUUCCAACAUAUUUUUAAAACUGCUCCUCUUGUGCUUCCUCUGCAGCAGCCACCAACCUGUUCCAGAAUCCCAAAGGUGUUCCCAGGCUCAGAAAGGUUGGGGACUCCUGCUCUAGAGCUUAUUUUGGCUCAGAAGUUUUCUUGGGUCUCAACAAGUCUAAACAGCAGGAAAAUUUUAGUCUCAUUUAGAGGGAAAGCAACAGCCUGUGUCAUCUUUUUUUGUGGUAGCCCUGAUAAAUUGCAUUGUGGAAGAGACAAAAUUCCUAGAAUAGGAUGAGCUGCUUGUAAGAGUUAAAAAGCUGAGCUGUGCAAUUUUUCCGAAAUUUUAUGUAGCAUUGUCCCUGGAACUAGUGAAGAACCAUUGAAGAGCAAAUUCCUGCAAAUCCAAGUAUCAUUUUCUGUUCUCUAUUUCUUGGUCCAGCUGAUAGGUCAUGUCUUUUUCCUACAACACUGUUGAUUUUUGGUGUGGCAUUUUUCCUGGUUCGCAAACUCUAACACAACACUGCAAGGGGAUGACGCUGUCUGUGAUGUCAUAGAGCAGAAGGGACUGCAGAAGCUGAGGUUGGGUUGUUCAUUACCUACUCAUUACCCAGAUUCCAAUCAAGGUGCCUCCCAUUAGAAUAAAGGCAAGGGUUUCUUUAUUGCUGCCUUUGUGUUUCUAAGGCAUCUUGUACUGUGGGGAAGAUGUUAUAUGUAUCUUCAUUUUGUGUCUAUACACAUUUGAUUUAAAAGGUAUCCUUUAUCUGAAAAUACUCCCUACUAUCUUGAAUUUAGUACAAAUGUCAUGGCAUUUCUGUCUUUAAAAUGUGAAUUCAUUGGGAAAGGAGCUCUGUGCAUACCAGUUACCAUGACUUCUCAGAUAUAGGAAUGUAACCCAUAUGAGUGGGGAAAAGGUACUCCACACUGUUUGUUUAGCACUGCAAGAGAAGUCAUCGAUGUUCCCAUGUUAUCAGUGUAGAAUUGGGGCUAAGAGACUAACCUUUACAUUGGCUGAGCUAGGAAUUCAGUAUAAACAUGUGCUUGACUUCCUACAUGCCGGCUCUCCCUAGUUCGAUCAGCUGGAUAUCCCAAUGUUCUGAAUGAGCCAUUUUCUGAAGAUCUGAACAUGCCCUUUAAUCUGGCCUUCUCAACCCUAUGCUGACGUACUUAUCAAUUACAAAAAGUACAGAUACAUCCAACAUUCAGCUGACUCCAUUAGAUCUGAGGGAUGAAAGUGAUGGGAAGUUAAGUGAUGUUUUAGAUAUUCUUCCAAAAAUCUUGUCUCCCUUAUUCCGCCCCACCCCCACCCCCUUUAUUGUUCUUUUGCAUUGUCUCUUCACCAUCCCAUUCAAUGUACUGGACUUCACACAACCCUCAGUUCAGUUCCUGAUGGAGGCAUUGCCUCUUUAAUCAUUUUACAUUUACCAAUGUGAAGGAGCCACUGCCCAAAUUCAACUCAGGUGACCACACCCACCAAAUGACCAGCCUUUCCCAUCCCCAGCCCACUACCCAAAACCCACAAACUCAGUCUCUUUCUCAAGCCAGAUAAUGCAAGAGAGAGGCAGCUGCAGAACGUACUGAGCCUGAGUCUUUUCAUUCCCUUAGAGUUCAAGCGAGGGGAGGAGAGGGAUGUAAUGAAGUUUUUAAUUAAAAUUUAAGACGUGUGUGUGUGUAUAUAUAUAUAUAUGUUGUUACAAUCUAAUUCUUGUGCCCCAGUGGGGCACUUUAUAGUUAACGGAAGGAGAUCAAACCAAUAUCAAAUAUGAUUUUUUUUUUACACAAGCAGUGGAAAAUACCAAAUGGAAGAAAUUUUCAAACAUUUCUCACCAAGCAGAACAAUCUUUUGAUGCCUGCACAUCUCAGAUUGCUUUGUAAUUUUGUUUCUAGUCUUUAAAAAAUUAUUCAAGAGAAGGUGGAAGGAGCAGACGAUUGAAAAAAAUAAUAAAAACGCCUGUGGACUUCUCGGUUGUCUCUGGAUCCAUAGGACCUGUGGGCUGUUGCAUGACUGUGCUAGAGUUUAGUCUGAGUUGAUCUUUUUUUAAAAGGAAAAAAAUGCAAGUGUUGAAUACUAGAGGUUUGUUUAGACCUUUUAUUUUUUAAACCAAUUGGAAUUAAUUUGUCACUUCUUGUACAAGGAAAAAAUAGAAUUAACAUCAACUGUUUAUUUCUGGAAAAUGGUACUCAAAGGUCUUAAAGGACAGCUAACUGUUGCUGCACCCAAAAGACAUGGUCAUAUUUUACAUGUUCUUCUCUCUGAACAUUCCUUGUACUAUAUUUGGGAGGGAAAUUAUCCAUCAGAUUUUUAAAAAAAUCUAGAAUUGACACUAUCUGGGAGGUAAAGGCCACACUAUUUUAUAUGGAAAGCAAAGGCACAAUCCUGACCAGUCCAUUCAUCGGUUUUGAUUUAGUAGUGAGCACCAAUUUGGCUGGAGAAGUCCAGAUUUCCUUCUCAAGAGCUGCCGACCCAAUUAACUUACACACCUAUCUCAUCCUGGUAUAUCAGCAAUAACAGUGAAUAUCUUGAGCAACCUCACUAAGAGAAAUAGCUUCACAAGUGGCUUGCCUAAAAUGAGCAGCUUUCCCCUAGAUCAUCUUUUUAUCACAAAACAUCAUGAAGUGUAACAGCAUUGGAUUAAUUUGAAGGACCUGUAGAAUGAAAGGUGGAUUGCUUCUGUCUCUUGAACUGCUACUAGAAUUUACUCAUUUUUGAAAGCUCUGUGCCACUGACUCCUACUGUGUUGCCCUAACAAUUGGCCUUCAGUGAAUUAUCACUUCCAUCAGUUUCAUUUUUCAUGGGAAAAAGUUCCUGAGCUAAGUGGCUAAACUAACAUUUCCUAUUGAGAGGAAGGUUGGUAUGGCGUUCUUUCCUAGUACCUUCCAGCUUCUCUGCCCAGUGGACAAACGAGUUCAGCUGGAACAUGGUCAGACAAUAUGCACUUACAUCCGAAGAUUUUACAUUAACUAGGGUUUAACUGUUAUGGCUUUUCAGUUCAGAUUUGCCUUGCACAGAAAAUCAAUGACCAUUCAAGGGCAUGAAGGCAAGCAUGACAGUAGUGGUUAGUAUUUAAAUUAGUCAGGCUGGCAAGGACAUUUAUGCUUGCGAAACUGCGUACCCCAAGUGCAGAAAACCAAAGAAUCCUAUAUAUGAUAUUAUUCAGAACAUGUCAUCAUAGCAGGUUUCCCACUUUUUAUGUGUUGCUUGAGGGAACACAUUCCUCUUUUGAAUAUUCUGGCUCUAAAUGGCAAUACAGACAAGUCCACAUUUCCACCUGAUUUUUUACUCAGGUGCCUAGGGUGCCAUUGAGAUCAACAGGGCUACCAGGAAGUGUCAACAUUCUUUAGUAUGUUUACAGCUUUGCUCAUGCGGAACAAGCAGUUUGACUGAAUAAGAACAGGAUUUUUUU